UGCCUGUCAUUUGGCUUGGGGAACACAGCUCGUCAUGGGACGACCUCAAAGAUAUCUCUCCAAAAUGGGUCUCUUACUUGGGUGAUGUGUCUGCUGCCUUGACUGUCUUCAUACCUGGAGGAUUUAUUUUCCUUUUGGAAAUAUAUUAAGUUGAAGUCUUAUUCCUUACUGGAAAUUACCAACGCUAAAGACUGGCAAGAUGGGUGAUAUGGCAAACAACUCGGUUGCAUAUAGUGGUGUAAAAAAUGCUGUCAAAGAAGCUAAUCAUGGAGAAUUUGGAGUCACUCUUGCAGAGCUUCGUUCUCUUAUGGAACUUCGAGCUACAGAUGCACUGCAUAAAAUACAGGAAUGCUACGGAGAUGUGCAGGGCAUCUGUGCAAAAUUGAAAACUUCACCAAAUGAAGGUUUAAGUGGAAAUCCAGCAGAUAUAGAAAGGAGAGAAGCAGUUUUUGGGAAGAACUUUAUACCUCCUAAAAAGCCAAAAACAUUUCUUCAGUUAGUAUGGGAAGCACUACAGGAUGUUACACUAAUUAUAUUAGAAAUGGCAGCCGUAGUGUCCUUGGGCCUUUCUUUUUACCAGCCUCCUGGAGGAAAUGAAGCAUUGUGUGGAUCAGUAAAUGUUGGUGAAGAGGAGGAGGAAUCUGAAGCAGGUUGGAUUGAAGGUGCAGCCAUCCUCCUUUCUGUUAUCUGUGUUGUACUUGUCACUGCCUUCAAUGACUGGAGCAAGGAGAAGCAGUUUCGUGGACUGCAGAGCCGUAUUGAACAAGAACAGAAAUUCACAGUCAUCAGAGGUGGCCAAGUCAUCCAAAUACCAGUAGCUGACAUAGUUGUUGGAGAUAUUGCACAAGUGAAAUAUGGUGACCUUUUACCGGCUGAUGGCAUACUCAUUCAAGGAAAUGACCUCAAAAUUGAUGAAAGCUCACUGACUGGAGAGUCUGACCAUGUUAAAAAGUCUUUGGACCGAGAUCCUAUGUUGCUUUCAGGCACUCAUGUGAUGGAAGGCUCUGGGCGGAUGGUGGUAACUGCUGUGGGUGUGAACUCUCAGACUGGAAUCAUCUUUACCCUGCUUGGGGCUGGAGGAGAAGAAGAGGAGAAGGAAAAAGAGAAGAAGGACAAAAAAAGCAAAAAGCAAGAUGGAGCCAUUGAGAACCGCAACAAAGCUAAAGCUCAAGAUGGUGCAGCUAUGGAAAUGCAGCCACUGAAGAGUGAGGAUGGUGUGGAUGGAGAUGACAAAGACAAGAAGAAAUCCAACAUGCACAAGAAAGAAAAAUCUGUCCUUCAGGGAAAGCUGACAAAGCUUGCAGUUCAGAUUGGCAAAGCAGGUUUGUUGAUGUCUGCAAUCACAGUCAUUAUCCUUGUGUUGUAUUUUGUAAUUGAUACCUUCUGGGUUCAGAAGCGACCCUGGCUUGCUGAAUGUACACCAAUUUAUAUUCAGUACUUUGUUAAAUUCUUCAUUAUUGGUGUUACUGUACUUGUGGUUGCUGUCCCUGAGGGUCUUCCACUUGCCGUCACUAUUUCUUUGGCUUAUUCUGUAAAGAAAAUGAUGAGAGACAAUAACUUGGUGAGACAUCUGGAUGCAUGUGAAACAAUGGGUAACGCAACAGCUAUUUGUUCAGAUAAAACGGGAACACUGACUAUGAACAGGAUGACAGUCGUCCAAGCUUACAUCAAUGAAAAGCAUUACAAAAAAAUUCCAGCACCAGAAGCUAUUCCAGAGAAUAUCAUGACUUACCUUGUCACAGGAAUUUCUGUUAAUUGUGCUUAUACUUCCAAAAUACUGCCACCAGAGAAGGAAGGGGGGCUACCCCGGCAAGUGGGGAACAAGACAGAGUGUGCCUUGCUGGGCUUUCUUUUGGAUUUAAAACGUGAUUAUCAGGAUGUACGAAAUGAGAUACCGGAAGAGAAGUUGCACAAAGUGUACACCUUCAACUCUGUUAGAAAAUCUAUGAGUACUGUGUUAAAAAACUCUGAUGGCAGUUUCCGAAUAUUCAGUAAAGGUGCCUCUGAGAUUGUUCUUAAAAAGUGCUUCAAAAUACUGAGUGCUGAUGGAGAACCAAAGGUAUUCAGACCUAGGGACCGUGACGAUAUCGUAAAAACUGUCAUUGAGCCAAUGGCUUCUGAAGGGCUCAGAACCAUUUGUUUGGCAUUUAGAGACUUUCCAGCAGGGGAACCAGAGCCGGAAUGGGACAAUGAAAAUGACAUUGUUACUGGUCUGACAUGCAUUGCUGUUGUUGGGAUUGAAGAUCCUGUGAGACCUGAGGUACCUGAUGCAAUAAAAAAAUGUCAGCGUGCAGGCAUAACUGUACGUAUGGUCACUGGUGAUAACAUUAAUACUGCUCGUGCUAUUGCAUUAAAAUGUGGUAUUCUGAAUCCUGGUGAAGACUUUCUGUGUUUAGAGGGCAAAGACUUUAAUAGGAGAAUACGCAAUGAAAAAGGAGAGAUAGAGCAAGAGCGAAUAGAUAAAAUUUGGCCAAAGCUACGUGUUCUUGCAAGAUCAUCUCCUACUGACAAACACACUCUAGUAAAAGGUAUAAUUGACAGCACUGUCUUUGAUCAGAGGCAAGUUGUAGCGGUAACUGGUGAUGGUACCAAUGAUGGUCCUGCGCUGAAGAAAGCAGAUGUUGGAUUUGCUAUGGGAAUUGCUGGAACCGAUGUAGCUAAAGAAGCUUCUGAUAUUAUCCUGACGGAUGACAACUUCACCAGCAUCGUCAAGGCAGUUAUGUGGGGACGAAACGUAUACGACAGCAUUUCGAAGUUUCUUCAGUUCCAGCUUACUGUCAAUGUAGUGGCAGUAAUUGUUGCUUUUACAGGAGCGUGCAUAACACAGGAUUCUCCCCUGAAAGCUGUGCAGAUGCUGUGGGUAAAUCUGAUUAUGGACACAUUUGCUUCUCUUGCCUUGGCGACAGAACCACCCACCGAAGCUCUAUUGCUAAGAAAGCCAUAUGGCAGGAACAAACCUCUUAUAUCCCGUACCAUGAUGAAGAACAUUCUGGGCCACGCUGUCUACCAACUCGUAGUGGUCUUUACACUCCUGUUUGCUGGUGAGAAAAUUUUUGAUAUUGAUAGCGGAAGAAAUGCACCUCUGCAUGCCCCUCCUUCAGAGCAUUAUACUAUUGUCUUUAAUACGUUUGUAAUGAUGCAGCUUUUUAAUGAAAUUAAUGCCCGGAAAAUUCAUGGUGAAAGAAACGUUUUUGAAGGAAUCUUUAACAACGCCAUCUUCUGUACUAUUGUUCUGGGAACAUUUGUUGUGCAGGUAAUUAUUGUGCAGUUUGGUGGAAAACCUUUCAGUUGCUCAAAACUUUCAAUUGAACAGUGGCUGUGGUCUGUUUUCCUGGGCAUGGGAACACUACUCUGGGGCCAGUUGAUUUCAACAAUCCCAACUAGCCGCCUGAAAUUUCUUAAGGAAGCUGGUCAUGGAACACAAAAGGAAGAGAUUCCUGAAGAAGAGUUAGCAGAAGACGUGGAGGAGAUUGACCAUGCUGAACGAGAAUUACGUCGUGGUCAGAUCUUGUGGUUUAGGGGCCUAAACAGAAUACAAACUCAGAUGGAUGUAGUGAAUGCUUUCCAGAGUGGAAGUACCAUUCAGGGGGCUCUAAGGCGGCAACCCUCCAUCGCCAGCCAGCACCAUGAUGUAACAAAUAUUUCUACCCCUACACAUGUAGUGUUUUCCUCUACUACUGCUUCUACUACUGUGGGGUAUUCGAGUGGUGAAUGCAUUUCGUAGUUCUUUGUAUGAGGGGCUACAGAAACCUGAGACACGAAGUUCAAUUCACAAUUUUAUGACGCAUCCUGAGUUUAGAAUAGAAGACUCCGAGCCUCAUAUUCCCCUAAUUGACGAUACUGAUGCUGAAGAUGAUGCUCCAACAAAACGCAACUCUACUCCCCCACCCUCUCCCAAUAAAAACAACAAUGCGGUUGACAGUGGAAUUCACCUUACAACAGACAUGAACAAGUCUGCUACCUCUUCAUCCCCAGGGAGCCCGCUACAUAGUUUGGAAACAUCACUCUGAUUGUAAGCUGAAUGUUAACACACUAGCUGCAUUGUAAAGAAAUUGAAACUGGGUCUCUUCACACUUUAUGAUGGACAAGAUGAGAUUCUUGUCUUGGACUUCAACAGAAGACACACUUGUACGAAUGUAGAUUUAUUUUUUUAAACAAAAAAGCUUUCUGCCAGACUGGAGGGUGCUUUUCUGGGGGUGGGAGUAAUAAUGAACUCUGACAGAUGAACAGUAACUCGGCAUAAGUGACCUGUGGAUCAUCUGUUGUACUUAAGAAUGGUCCCGAACAGUGUGUUUAGCAGAGCUUUAGUUUAUCAUGAUCCUUUUUUGAGGGGAAAGCUGGGAAGGGCAAGGAGGCCCUGGAUCGUUGAAUUGAUACUUUAAUUUCUGCUGUUGGCUGUUAAUAAUUUGGAUUAUUUAUGUUUAUAAAUGAUACAGAUCUGUUUACAAGGUUUGUAGAUACUUUUUUGUUCCUGUUCAUAGAUGGGAAGCUUCCUUAUAAAUGACGCAGAGAAAAAUAAUAAUAAUAAUAAAUAAUAAUAAAAUAAAAAUAUUAAAAAAAAAAACUAGUCCUUCAAAUACUGCUGUAUUUUCAGGAAAAGGGUGUUUCUAUUGAAACUGUACUAAAUUUUGCCUGCAAUUUACCUUGUUAAAUAUUGUAGAUAAAUUGCUGAUACUAAUAGCCAAAUAGAUAACACUAAUGCUUUGUAAAAACAUGAGCAGUGGUGUUCUAAUGAAGUUAUGGCCUCUGUCCUGAUUAGUUUCUUAAAUACAUUUACUACUUAAUGGUUUUGAAACAACUGUUUAAUUUUUAAAAAUUUUGAGAAACUUAACUGAAUAACUUUUGUUCAGAACUUAGUAGGAUUGUUUAACGCAGGACAUCAAUAUGUGAUGGAACUUGCUUGAAACAUUUCUGUUAUCUCGGGCAAAAUGGAUUAAAUCAAAAUACAUCAGAAUCUUAGUCCUUUGUUUUUGUCUAAACAUGUUAGUUUAGUGCUGUCUUGGUGAACUGUGAGUGGAACUGUGAUUUUUUUCUAAUCUAUAAAAUCCUUCAUGCAGCAUGAGGGCUGUUGGCAUUUUGAAAGGUUGUUAGUGGGUAGCAUACAUGUUCUCCUUUUUGUUUUUGAAACUUGUUUGUAAACAUGAAUAAACCUGCCCUUUUGUUAAAAUAAAAUUGCAGCGAUGGUUUAUUACAGAUUUUUUUAUUAUUAUUAUUUUAUUUUUUUUCCCUCAGCUCCAUCACAGGAAACACUGAAAAGUACUCUCUUGUAUUACUGGUUAAAACUACUUUUAGCUACAAUUUCAAGAUGGUAACAGCCCCACUAUAAGUAGGACUUGCAGGUAAAUGGAAUUGCGGUGGCUGCCUCAGAAUGAAUGUAAGGUUAAGGUACUCACAAGUCUUUGUUGAGCCCAAAAGAUACUCCUUGGCAAAUAGUCUGGCUGAGAUUCCAAGAUGUGCUUAUAGAUCUCUGUAUCCCUUUGUAAAGGGAGGAAAAGAAGAACUGACCGAUGGCACCAGUGAAAGUACAUUUUCCACUUGAAUAAUAUGCACCAAAACUAACCUGCUAGUGCUAGUGAUAGACUGCAAAACCCACGGUCUGCCUCCGCUGCACUCUUUAAACAGCUAAGGAUGGUGGAACAGCGCUGAAUUUGCUGGAUCAUGCCACGUUUUCCCAGUCCGUUACUGUUCAGAAGAGCAUGACUUUAAUACUAUGUUUCUUUUCAACAGCUCUGUGUUCAUAAACAUAGUAUUUGCGUGGAUCGCUUUUCUUCUUUCCCAGAGUAAUCCGUAAUAUUGAAGACUUUUUUUAUAGAGGUCGCUUGGGAGGAAUUACAUUGGUGAUGAGGGAGGAGGUAACAAUACUAGAGCAAACUGCAGGAGCGAGCAGGUUAAGGAGACAGGCUCAAGCAGAUCUUUUCCUUUGUGGUGGGAUAACUUCAUGCUUGCGUUUGUUCUUCAAUGGCUAAUGUUGAAUGUGUAGCACUGUAUCCCACUGUCAACCACAUCUGAAUUCAGUCUUUUCUAGUUUACUGAAGAAAAUACACUGAAUUCUAGGCAAGGGGAGUUUGCACUUGACACUUUGUAUAGUAAGUUCUCCCGUGUGUUUCUAGCACUUCUCUCACUUCAGAUUUCUUACCUAGAGUGCUUGGUGGGGUAACCCUUUUUAUGUACGUGGUUUUUCUCUCUACUGCUGAAGUCAGAUAAGCAUUGGUUUAAAAUGUGUAGAGUUUCAUUACCCAUAACAAUACACCACCGUGAGAGGAAGAUUCACUGUAUCAUAGUUUAACAUGAGUUUUGAAAACAGACUUUAGUUUUUCCCUCUUCUAGUUGUGCUCAUGACUGCGUUGUAUCUUUUGGAAUAAAUUCUACACGUAAGCCUUUUGGGGGACAGGGGAGCAAAUGUAGGCUUUGUACAUCAGUGGUCCCUCUUGAUUCUGUUAAUAUCAGUGUGCUGUUCUUUAUAGGAAGUGUAAGUGAAACCUAAAUAAGGAAAAGUUGUUGGGGGGGGAGGGCUGGGGGGAGGGGAUGCUUUCUUUGUGAUCUCAAGAACUCAUAAACAUGUUGCCUAGAUUAUGAAAUGGUUAUCACUAAGCUACUGAGGCCUUCAUUGCCUUUCUGGUUGUAAGGUUUACUUGUCUUUAUUGUAACUGAAAUAAAUAAAUGUGCUGUUCAUCUCA
This is a messenger RNA of Coturnix japonica (Japanese quail), 6677 nucleotides long. The record is from RefSeq and is a predicted model, not a curated record. NCBI's taxonomy places the organism in Eukaryota, Metazoa, Chordata, Aves, Galliformes, Phasianidae.